GUAGGAUGGGAAAAAGAGAACCUAAAAUAUGAACUUGUAGUUUAGGCGAGAUUUAGUAUCAAAUUUGAAAAAUUGUUUUGUUCAGUGAAUGAAUCGUUUAAUUAAGCUCCUGGGACGAAGUUUUUUUCGAAAAUAUCGGACUGUUCUUAGACAGAGACCUAUUAUAUUUUUUAAACCUAUACCAUUAGUUAGCACAAUCAUAUGGACCAUUUGGAGUAACGUCCUUUGUGAACCAAAGAUUAACGUGGAAGAUGACGUGCGAAAAGCAUGCGAUGAAGGUGAAGCAGCUUUAAUUAACUUAAUGAACCGAGUAAAAAAGUUGGUAGUAGAAACAUCUAUUGAAUAUCGUCAGUGCUUGGCAAAACAAAUCGAAAUAACUCAAAAAGCAAAGAUUAUUGGGCCACAAGUAUAUGACGAUCUUCCAAAGCAUCGAACACUGGGUGAGACUUUAAGUCAUGAAUUAAAUGAAUAUUUAAUUAUAUUUAAAACAAUUGGAGAAAUAGCAUACAAUCAAUCUUUAUUAAGUCUUCUAUUAAAUGAAGUGGAUUUUGAACGUCUGUGUAUCGCAUAUAAAGAAUUGGAAAUUGUUAUCUUGAGAGAGUUUGGAGAAAAUAAACGCAAAGAAUUGGAGCUUUUCCAAACCAAAUUAGAAGUUAUUAAUAUACAUUAA
Cylas formicarius (sweet potato weevil) is the source of this 670-nucleotide messenger RNA. RefSeq lists its product as uncharacterized. Bases 89 to 670 code for a protein of 193 amino acids. The record is from RefSeq and is a predicted model, not a curated record. Lineage: Eukaryota; Metazoa; Arthropoda; Insecta; Coleoptera; Brentidae. The transcript has a single exon.